Choloepus didactylus (southern two-toed sloth) is the source of this 1172-nucleotide messenger RNA. RefSeq names its product heat shock protein family B (small) member 7 (gene HSPB7). Gene Ontology annotation, biological process: heart development. The record is from RefSeq and is a predicted model, not a curated record. The coding region runs from base 68 to 574 and encodes 168 amino acids. Gene Ontology annotation, cellular component: cytoplasm; nucleus. NCBI's taxonomy places the organism in Eukaryota, Metazoa, Chordata, Mammalia, Pilosa, Megalonychidae. The transcript is spliced from 3 exons.
CCAGACACCCACACCCUCUCUGGUCCGUCCCUGCCCGCCUGGCCCGGGCCCGGCUGCCCGCCCGUGGAUGAGCCACAGGACGUCCUCCACCUUCAGAGCGGAGAGAAGCUUCCAUUCCUCCUCCUCCUCCUCUUCCUCCUCCUCCUCAGCCUCCCACGCCCUCCCAGCCCAGGACCCACCCAUGGAGAAGGCCUUGAGCAUGUUUUCCGAGGAUUUUGGCAGCUUCAUGCGGCCCCACUCAGAGCCCCUGGCCUUCCCAGCCCGUCCUGGGGGACAGGGCAACAUCAAGACCCUCGGAGAUGCCUACGAGUUUGCAGUGGAUGUGAGCGACUUCUCGCCGGAGGACAUCAUCGUCACCACCUCCAACAACCACAUCGAGGUGCGGGCUGAGAAGCUGGCGGCGGAUGGUACGGUCAUGAACACCUUCGCUCACAAGUGCCAGCUGCCGGAGGACGUAGACCCCACAUCGGUGACUUCGGCCCUGAGGGAGGAUGGCAGCCUCACCAUCCGGGCAAGGCGCCACCCGCGCCCAGAGCAUGUACAGCAGACCUUCCGGACCGAGAUAAAGAUCUGAGGGCCCCCCACCCUGCCCUGCCCAAGCAGCAUUCCCAACCCCUGGGCACAGCCCCCAAGUUCCAGCCUGACACCAUCCCCCUGACUCCAGGUGGGUCAUACACACACCCCCCAAACUAGGGCCUUCCUCUCCGCCUGGGGCCUGGGAACCCCUUCCCUCACCCAUGGCCCCCAGGUUCCAGAUGUGGCCCCUUCCAUUUAAUCUCUAAUAGAGGAGUCGGGGAAAAGGGGAUCCCAGAGAAGCCACUUUGGGGAAGGGGGAUUGGGUCAGGCAGGACCUCUGGCAAGUAAUCUGCAGGACAGACAGACAAAUCCUUUGAUCUGUGGAGUCUCUGCAGGGCAGGGGCAGGGGGACCCGGAGCCCCAGCCAAGCGGAAGGGACCAUCAAAGACCGAGGUCCCGGCUCUGGCGGCCCCUCCCGAGGGCACAGGGAGGCUGGGACAUGAAGGUGAACCUGUCCUCGGCCACUCUCCCACCCCAAACUAGCUGGCAGGCUGCCAGCUGGGCCAGCCUGGUGCCCCCAGCCCCCGGGGCCAUUCUGCAGCCAGCCAGCUAGGCCAGGGCAGGGCCACGUUGAAUCUGUCUGUAGAUGGGGUUUU